Thermothelomyces thermophilus ATCC 42464 is the source of this 3856-nucleotide messenger RNA. RefSeq lists its product as uncharacterized. The transcript has 2 exons. Bases 156 to 3674 code for a protein of 1172 amino acids. The record is from RefSeq and is a predicted model, not a curated record. Lineage: Eukaryota; Fungi; Ascomycota; Sordariomycetes; Sordariales; Chaetomiaceae.
GUUGAGCACGCGCCGACUGCCCGAAGCAUCCGUUGCUGCGCGGGUCGCCGAACAUCGCAACCUCGGCGAGUCCCUCCCCGUCCCUCCCCUCCGAUACCCCGCCGUCGGGGGCUGCGACCAGAGACAGAGAGCGUCCGUGAAUCAGCAGACACAGGAUGUUGAAUUUCUCGAGCUUCGUUCAAAAGGCGCAGCAGCUGUUGGAACCUGUGCAGGGUUUAAACCUCACCGAGUCCGACAAGAACCCGUCCAAGGCGUCGCUGUUUCAGAACCAGUUUCGGCUCCCCUCGUCCCAGCACCCGCUCUACGAGAUCAACGCCGAGCUCACUAUCCCGCCCACCAACGCUACGCAAGGAGACAGAGACCGGGACCGAGGAUACCAGUACGCCGGCAAGCUCCACCUCUCCGAGGCCUACCUCUCCUUCUCGACCACCCCCUCGAGCUUCCUGCAGUCGGCGACCGCCAGCACCUCUUCGAUAUUCACGGGACAGACACACGGCGGCGGGCCGAGCGGCAAUGGCUUCACCUUCCCCCUCUGCUCGAUCCGGAGGGUAGAACGGUUACACAGUCCCAACUUCCAGUUUGCCCUCUCAAUAACCACGUGGAAUGGCAUAAGCCAAGAAGCGGCCAAGGAAAAGGACAAGAAGGACCUGAGGGAGCAGCGCGUGACGUUGCAGCUUGCCGGCAGCCGGCAAGCCUGCGAGCGGUUCUGUGACGGCCUCAAGAAGGGUUUGCGGGCUAAUGUGGGAAAUGUGGCCAAGCUGAAGAAGGUCACGGCCGAGUGCUACUCGGAAUACCUCCUCCGGCCCGACGACAAGAAGAACGCGACGCCGCCCGACGCCGGCCUGGGCAUGCUCUUCAAAUACCCCGGCGACCCAAAGAAGCUGCGCGACCGAGCCAAGAUGAGGUUAUGGGCCGAAUAUCUGAGAGACAACGGUCGCAACGCCACGCUGAUCCGCCAGCCUACCUUCCACAAGCUCAUCAGGGUCGGCCUGCCAAACAGGCUAAGGGGCGAGAUCUGGGAGCUGACCUCGGGCUCCCUCUAUCUCAGGUUAGAGAACCCGACGCUCUACGCCGACACGCUGGCCAAGUUCUCCGGGCAGGAGUCGCUGGCCAUCGACGAGAUCGAGAAGGACCUCAACCGCAGCCUGCCCGAGUACCCGGGUUUUCAGAGCGAAGAGGGCAUCGGCCGUCUCCGCCGGGUCCUCACGGCCUACAGCUGGCUGAACGCCGACGUCGGCUACUGCCAGGCUAUGAACAUCGUCGUCGCCGCACUGCUCAUCUACAUGUCGGAGGCCCAGGCCUUCUUCCUCCUCUCGGCCCUAUGCGAGAGGCUGGUGCCCGGGUACUACUCGACUACCAUGUACGGCACCCUCCUCGACCAGAAGGUGUUUGAAUCCCUGGUGGAGAAGACAAUGCCCGUCUUGUGGGACCACCUCGUUAAGAGCGACGUCCAGCUGUCUGUCGUCUCGCUUCCCUGGUUCCUCUCGCUCUACAUCAACUCAAUGCCCCUGGUGUUUGCCUUCCGAGUCCUUGACGUCUUCUUUGUCGAGGGCCCCAAGGUGCUAUUCCAAAUCGGCUUGGCCAUUCUCCGGAUCAACGGGGAGGAGCUGCUGGACGCCUCCGACGACGGUGCCUUCAUUUCGGUCCUCAAGUCCUACUUUUCCCGCCUGGAUGAGUCCGCGCAUCCGAAGUCGGAGAAUCCGAAGCUGAGGGCCGUCACAAAGUUCCAGGAGCUCAUGGUCGUGGCUUUCAAGGAGUUCUCGGGCAUCACUCACAGCACCAUCACCGACCUCCGCCUGAAGAACAAGGAUGCCGUCCUGAGCAACAUCGAGAACUUUGCCAAGCGCACAGCCAUCAGGAACCUGGGGCCGGAUAGUAAGCUGCUCAGCAACGAUGAGCUAGGCGCGCUAUACGACCGCUUCUACGGCAUCCUGUACGAGCGACAGCAGCGCGACCGCAUCAUCAAGCAGGAGCAGGCAAGGCGUGCCAAGAACAGCCGGUCGCGCAUCCCAGAAGCCGCUAGCGCGGGAAGCCACGGCAUCGAGAAGGGGCGCGUCGGUCUCGGCCCGAGUACGAGCCUCAUGGACUACGACGCGUUCCGCGAGUUUCUGGCCGGCAUGUGUAAAUGGGCCAUCUCGGACUCGCCAACCACGCCCCAGCGGGACGCGUUCUCCGAGAAGGACAAGGGUGGUUUCUAUGGCAGCUUCAGGCGCUCCGAUGCGCUGCUGCUGUCGCCAUGGGGGGCGGGGCCCGAGCCGGCAGACCACGAGUUCGUCCAGAGGCUGUUCCGGAAGUGGGACACCGACUCGUCCUCGGCCCUCACCCUGCAGAAAGUCGUCUCCGGGCUGGCCCGGAUCAAGGGGAAGCGCGACAUCAUGGGGGCCAUCAACUACUUUUUCGAACUCUACGACGAUGACGGCGACGGCAAGGUCGACCGCGAAGGCAUCCUGCGCAUGUCGGAGGCCCUCCUCUUCCUCUCUCGCCGCGGGCUGGAAGGCACGCCGAGCCCGUCGGCCUCAACCGUGGCGCUCGGUGGCGACAGCAUCAACGGCGCCCAGGGGGUCGUUGCCGGCCAGCCCGUGAGCGAACGAUUUCUCGGCAGUGUUAGUGCCUUCAUACGGAGAUGCUUCGAGUAUGCCGAUCCGGACCAUCCGAAAAAUAAGGAUGGCGCGGUGCAGGAGGUGCAACAACGGCUCGAGUCAACUCGGCUGGACGAAGCCGCCGACGAGGAGCUGGCAAAUCCCGACGCAUUCGCCAUUGGCGAUGACGACGACGACGACGACGACGACCUCCUCGCGAUGGAUUCUCCCGCCGGCAGCCCGAAAACGGCCGCCAAGAAGCCCGAUAAUGCGCCACCGGCGCUCCAGCUCAACUCGACGAGCCUGCCCCCAGACCAACAGGACCCGGACGCUCGCCGGCGCGUCUCCAAGGCCCAAUCCGAGAAGGCUAACAUAGCCCUGGACCCAUCCAACCCCCUCCACAUCACUCUGCCUACCUUCCGCAUGGUCGUCCUCGCCGACGAGCUCCUGGAACACUUCUUCGAGACUUCCUUCCCCGCCUCCUUCCACAUCAUCGAGGGCCUGCAGACCACGCCCACGAGCGCCUCGUCCCUAACCACCUUCUCCAGCCUGGGCAUCGGGACCGGGCGCGCGGCCAGCGCAGCCGGCGGGGCCGGGCGCGGCCUGCGCGGCGUGCUGGACAACAUCGUGACGGACGGCAUGCGCGUCGCGGCCGAGGUCCGGCGGCGCAUGGAGGAGGCGCAGAAAGAGCUGGAAAAGAACGCGCUCUCCGGCCAGCCGCAGCAGGGGCAGGGGCAGGCACAAGGGCAGGCGCAGCAGGCGCAGCGGGGUGGCGACGACGAGGACGACGACGAGGACGACGACGGCGGGUUCGACCGGGCGUCGACCCGCAGCGGCAAGAGCGGGACCGGCGGCGGCGGCGGCGGCGGCGCGUACCGCGGGGACGCGGAGCGCCGGAGCGUGAGGAGCUCGGAUCGGGACCUGCUGACGGGUGCGGAUGCCGAGGCGAGCGAUGAGGCGCUUCUGCCGGGCGGAGCAGGCGGAGUCGGCGGGACGGCCGACGGCGGCGAGAGGAAUGACGGGGGCGGUGCGGGGACGAGCGCCGACGUUGAGGCCGGUCCGAGCAAGGUCGUCGGGGUCGAGUUUGACGGCUAGGCGCUGUCGAAGCUCCCUGCGCGCGGACUAUGGUUGGGGACGGGAUAGUUGGGGGGAACGGAUGGCCGUGCUUCUUUUUCCUUUUCCUUUUUUUUCUUUACUCCCUCCGUUUUCUCUCCCCUUGGUUUGAACAUGGGUUGUCUUUGCUGGGGGUUGGCAUCAUCGUUGGUUGUAUUCACUUC